Aspergillus terreus NIH2624 is the source of this 1365-nucleotide messenger RNA. Its product is annotated as flotillin domain protein. Gene Ontology annotation, biological process: protein localization to plasma membrane. The transcript is spliced from 6 exons. The record is from RefSeq and is a predicted model, not a curated record. NCBI's taxonomy places the organism in Eukaryota, Fungi, Ascomycota, Eurotiomycetes, Eurotiales, Aspergillaceae. Gene Ontology annotation, cellular component: plasma membrane. The coding region runs from base 1 to 1365 and encodes 454 amino acids.
AUGAGGUAUGCGAUCGCGCGUCCAAGCGAGUAUCUCGUGCUCACUGGAGCCGGGAUCCAAGACAUCCAACUGUGCAAAAAGGCCAUCUGUGGACGGAUCUCCCUGACUCCAUUUGACUUCUCGCUCAAUCUCCAAGCGAUGACGGUCGAGAAACUGCAGUUUUCCUUGCCUGCUGUGUUCACCAUCGGUCCCGAGGACCAGGAAGAGGCACUCCGGAAGUAUGCCAAACUGCUUUCUGGAAACUCCCAGGAUGUGGUCAAGGACUUGGCCAGUCCGAAGGGGCGGAACCAUGUGCAGGACAUCGUGAUAGGCAUCAUCGAGGGUGAGACUCGCGUCAUUGUUUCUACAAUGACCAUGGAGGAGGUGUUUAAGGAGAGGCAAGUCUUCAAAACCAAGGUUAUUGAGAAUGUUCAGAAUGAGCUUCACCAGUUUGGUUUAAAAAUUUACAAUGCCAACGUCAAGGAACUUCAGGAUGCCCCCGGCAGCGAAUACUUUGCCUUUUUGAGUAGGAAGGCACAUGAAGGAGCUUCUAACCAGGCGAAGAUUGACGUUGCCGAAGCCCGCAUGAGAGGAGAGAUUGGAGAGGCAGAGAAAAAGGGACGGACCAAGCAGGAAAUCUCCAAGAUCGAUGCGGACACCGCUGUUCUGGAAACAAAGCGGAAAGCUGAACAGGCCAAAGCCGAUUCGGAGCUGAUGAACCGUCAGACAGAGCUGAAUCAAACUGUCGAGCUGGGCAAGAUUAUUGCCAAACGCGAGGUGGAGUCGCGAGACGCAGAACUACAGAAGAAGGUCGAAAGCAAACGGGCAGAGACCGAGCUGGAGCGCCUCCGAGCCCAGCAGGUUAUCAAAAGCAAAGUGGAUCGUGAGGCGGCGGAGGAAACUGCUAAUGGAGCGUUCCAUACAGCACAAAAGGAAGCUGAUGGUCGGCUGUACAAGGAGAAGCUAGAGGCUGAUGGCGCUUAUUACCGCCAAAGCAAGGCCGCCGAUGCUGCGCUUUACAAGCAACAACGUGAAGCAGAAGGUAUUUUUGAGAUUGCCAAAGCCUACGGCGCCCUUAUCGAUGUCCUCGGGGGACCUCAGGCCUUCCUGCAAUUCCGCAUGCUCGAGACCGGAAUGUACGAGAAGAUGGCGAAGGCGAACGGGCAGGCGCUUCAAGGCUUACAACCGAAGAUCACUUCGUGGAAUACCGGAGGAGUUGCAAACGGGUCCAGCGACAGUAUGGCUCCGGUUCGAAACAUCAUGCAGAGUCUUCCCCCUUUGUUGGACACAAUCCACGAGCAGACUGGAAUCAGCCCGCCAUCAUGGCUGGCCCAAAUUCCAGGGGAGAAACAUGACAAUCUGGUCAGAGGAGCCCCAGCUAAAUAA